AUGCAGACCACCUACGACUACAUCAUUGCUGGCGGCGGCGGCUCCGGAGCUGUCGUCGCUGCUCGUCUGUCAGAGGACGAGCACGUCAAAGUCCUCGUUCUCGAGCGCGGUGCUACCAAUAAAGGCGUCACGACCUCUGAGCAGCCAGCCAUGUAUCUCGCCAAUCUGCCAACCGAGAAUGUGCACAACCACUUUGCAGAGCCUGCAGAGUGCAACGACAACAAUGCCGUCAUUGUGCCCGUUGGUAAUUUGCUCGGUGGCGGUACCUCUGUAAACUUUCUCAUGUACACUCGACCUUCUGCCUCGGACUUUGAAUGGGGUAUGGACAACUGGAAGUUUGAAGACGUCAAGCCGUACUUUACCAAAAUGGAGACGUACCACAGCACCAACACGUCUACAUCAAAGGAUACACAUGGUACUGAUGGACCUCUUCAGGUGUGUCAAGGUCACGUCAACCAGGCCGCGAUGGAUGAAUGGUUCCCUGCUGCCAAGGCUGUACUGGGUGAAUCCUACGUCGAGGCAGAAGAUACCAACGACUUCAAAACACUGGGCGCUCAGGUUUCCGGCUGGUCCAAGUGGAUUGACCCGAAGACUGGCAAACGUUGUGGAUCUGCGGAUGCAUACCUACAUGCUAAUGCUGAUCGCCAAAACUUGACGGUCGUGUGUGAUGCUAGCGUCACCAAGAUCAACUUGGAAGGCAACAAGGCUACUGGUGUGGACGCCAUCAUUGACGGCCAAAAUGUGACAUUCAAGGCUACGCGCGAAGUCAUUGUCUCUGCCGGUGCAUUUGGCUCUCCAAAGCUGCUUGAGUUGUCUGGUAUUGGUAACAAGCAAGUGCUCGAAAAGGCCGGUAUCCCUUGCAAGGUCGAUCUGCCUGGCGUAGGUGAAAACUACCAGGACCAUCUGCUCUUCCUUUGCAUGCACCACGCUGCACCAGAAACGGAGACACACGACAACCUCUACCGUCAAAUCGAACCAGACUUUUCCGAGGCUCAAGCGGCUUUCGCCAAAGCAGAUGGACCACUUCGCACCAACAACAUCGAUCCUGUCAUCAAGUGGCGACCCACGGAUGAGGAGGCCGCCGCUUCUGGCUUUGCAGACUUGUAUAAGCGUGAGUUCCUGACACACCCAGACAGGCCGCUCUUCCUCUUUGCUGAAAUUACGGGAUGCUGUGCCGAUUUCUCAGUGGUGCCUGAGGGCAAGUAUUGCAUGACAGGUGGAUACUUGGAGUACCCACAAUCUCGUGGCGCUGUGCAUAUCACAUCAGACGAUCACACCAAAGACGGACGCUUGACAGGCUUCUACGUCGAGUCAGAGGAAGACAUUCAAGUGCUCAUGUAUUGCUACAAGAAGAACCGCGAAAUUGCGCGUCGCCUCAAGACGUACCGAGGCGAAUUUGCGCCUUCGCACCCACCAUUCGACCCAAACUCUGCUGCUGCUAUUGAUGGCUUCAAGGAGGAAGAGAAGGAGGUGGUCUACACGGAAGCUGACGACGUCGUGUUGCGCAAGUGGGUCAAGGGCAAUUGCGGCACCACAUGGCAUCCUCUUGGGACCAAUGCGUGCAAGCCUAAAGACAAGGGCGGCGUGGUAGACGGCAGGUUGCGUGUCUAUGGCACAAAGAACUUGCGGGUGUGCGACGUAUCCAUCUUGCCAUUCGAGCCGGGAUGCAACCUUGCAUCAACGGCUUACGUCGUCGGCGAACGUGGUUCCGACCUGAUUAAGGAGGACGCCUACCUCUUCCAAGAGUCGCUUGAUGAGAAGGUGGUACCGCAAGUCGGCAUCCUUGCCAGUACGGCAUAG
This is a messenger RNA of Protomyces lactucae-debilis, 1800 nucleotides long. RefSeq lists its product as uncharacterized. Gene Ontology annotation, molecular function: flavin adenine dinucleotide binding; oxidoreductase activity, acting on CH-OH group of donors. The record is from RefSeq and is a predicted model, not a curated record. The transcript has 2 exons. NCBI's taxonomy places the organism in Eukaryota, Fungi, Ascomycota, Taphrinomycetes, Taphrinales, Protomycetaceae. The coding region runs from base 1 to 1800 and encodes 599 amino acids.